UGGUUUAUUUUAAUCCAUAUUUAGAAUUAUUUUAAUUUAUUUAAUCUAAAAAACGGUUUUAAAUCCUUAAAAAUUUCUUAAUUUGAAUAAAUAAAAUAAGUUAAUUAUAUUUUGUUACCUGUGAGAAUGAGGGUGAGUUGAAACACCCCUGACACGUCAUGUUUCCGCGGAAUGCGAAUGGCAAAAACCAAAAACCAUUCCCUGUCAAAAAUAGUGAAAACAAGACUAUUUCGAUUUUGUAUUAAUUGUAGAAGCAAAUACAAUUAAUUAGGAUAACACUUAAGCAUUUAGAGGCCGCGCCAGCACUAGUCGAAAAUUAGCCGAAAUCAUGGGUGGGGUGCUCAGCUACUUUCGCGGACUGCUCGGCUCCCGGGAGAUGCGCAUCUUGAUACUCGGACUCGAUGGCGCCGGCAAGACAACCAUCCUCUAUAGACUGCAGGUGGGCGAAGUGGUGACCACGAUACCCACCAUCGGCUUCAAUGUGGAGCAGGUCACAUACAAGAACCUCAAGUUCCAGGUCUGGGACUUGGGUGGCCAGACAAGUAUUAGACCGUACUGGCGUUGCUAUUAUAGCAACACAGAUGCCAUCAUCUAUGUGGUGGACUCGGCGGACAGGGAUCGGAUUGGCAUCUCCAAGGAUGAGCUGUUGUACAUGCUACGGGAGGAGGAGCUGGCCGGAGCGAUACUGGUUGUCUUGGCCAACAAGCAGGACAUGGAUGGCUGCAUGACAGUCGCCGAGGUCCAUCAUGCGUUGGGGCUGGAGAACCUUAAGAACCGCACAUUUCAGAUAUUCAAGACGUCGGCAACCAAAGGCGAGGGCCUCGACCAGGCCAUGGACUGGCUAUCCAACACUCUGCAGAGUCGCAAAUGAGUCAAGACCGUGCGGACAGGACCAGAUCAGCCCAUGCCCAUGCCCAAGCCUCAUCCCCUUCGCCCCCUGUGUAAAAAUGUGUGUCCAAAGCAUCGCCAGCUAGGAAUCGUCUACAGCUUUUUUCAAAUUGCAUAUUGCGCAAAAAUCCACGAAACGAAAAAAACUUUGUAAUAACUUCUAGUAAUAUAAUUAUUAAAUUAUAGGAUUAAACAAUUCAUUAAAUCCA
Molecule: messenger RNA, 1097 nt
Organism: Drosophila ananassae
Lineage: Eukaryota; Metazoa; Arthropoda; Insecta; Diptera; Drosophilidae
Gene: Arl1
Product: ADP-ribosylation factor-like protein 1
Exons: 3
Coding region: 329-871 (180 amino acids)
Biological process (GO): intracellular protein transport; vesicle-mediated transport
Cellular component (GO): Golgi apparatus; cytoplasm
Molecular function (GO): GTP binding; GTPase activity
Source: RefSeq, a predicted model, not a curated record